This is a messenger RNA of Rhinolophus ferrumequinum (greater horseshoe bat), 3538 nucleotides long. RefSeq names its product armadillo repeat containing 2 (gene ARMC2). The transcript has 19 exons. Gene Ontology annotation, biological process: cilium organization; sperm axoneme assembly. The record is from RefSeq and is a predicted model, not a curated record. Lineage: Eukaryota; Metazoa; Chordata; Mammalia; Chiroptera; Rhinolophidae. Gene Ontology annotation, molecular function: protein binding. Bases 452 to 3055 code for a protein of 867 amino acids.
ACCUCUGCAUUUCUACGCAUGCGUUGUGGGACAGGCGCAGGCCCAGUGGCCGAGCCUCCGGAGAAACGCCCCGCCCCUCCCGGCCCAGCCCGGCCCCGCCCCGCCUUCUGCUGGGCGGCUUCCACUGCCUCUGGAAAACUGGAAAAUGAGCUGAACCUCCGCAGCUGUUACUGUCUCCAGCGCUAAUCACAGGUGAUUUGGGUCUGGCCAGAAGUCCCCUUCCCUGCGCCCACUUCCAGCUCAUUCCCUGGCCCGCUCCUCCGGUUCGCCCAGCAGCGACCUGGCUCUGCAAGUAAGCGGCCAGAGCGGCCGAGAAGUUAUUCUAAAAUUGGACAGCUGAAAUAUAUGAAUAAUUUCCAGACCUGUCUCCCUAGAGAUAUAACAUUUUCAGGGGAUUAGAGUUUUGAGGGUGUGGUGUCAACCUGAAGAACAUUUUACUUUAAAAGGAAAGAUGCUGUCUCCAAAUGAUAAAAAGUUAGAAAAGCUGGAUCUGUUUUAUCGACCUUCAGUGGCCAAGCCGAAGACCAGUGCAGAAAUCAUAAGUGAAGCACGAAAUGCAUUGAGGACAAUUAGGACCCAAAGACCAUUCACACCACGGGAAGACCAAAGAAAACUAUUCGGACCUGCAUCUUCAAGGACUCCAGAAAAUAGACCCCCUUCCUCCUUCAGCCUCCAUGCGUCCAGUUUUGAACCAUCUGAUCCCAGGCCCAUCUCUAGAGCACGUCUCAGCCCACUAGAUCUUAAAACAAAAGCUCUGGCAUCUCCCACCACAAAGAAAGAUCCCUGUCUUCCGUUUCCUAAGCCCCCAGUGGACCCUGUGAAAAUUAGAAGAGUAAGCAGUGCCCGGGCACGUUUCUUCAGGGCGGCCUCCCAAGGGACUCAUCUGCCUGACAGGAUGCUUCCUCCCACUGAGCGAAAGAAGACAGUGGAAUCCAUAGAAAGAGUUAUGAUGGGGACCUCCAUGGUGAAAAUCAGUGGGACUCAUUUAACAGAAUCAAAUGCCAUUGGCCGUUUAAAGAAUCAUCCACUUCAGCUAACUUAUGAUGGAGGCUUCAGUGAAAUCAAGGAGCAAGAAAUGUUCAAAGAAGCAACAUCCUUGCCAUCUUACCUCAGAAGUAGAGGGGACCAGGGGAAGAGGAGUUCAAGGGCCUCAUCGUGCCCUAACAGCUCCGACCUGAGCAGGAUGGAAACCAAAGCAGUUUCAAAAGAUGACUUGCAAGAUACGAAUACAGAAACUGAAGUUGGUGACAUCUUUUGGAAUACAAGGAUUGUACCAAUUUUGCAUGAAUUAGAAAAAGAAGAAAAUAUUGAAAUGGUUUGUGCUGCUUGCACACAACUUCAUCACGCUUUAGAGGAAGGAAACAUGCUUGGAAAUAAAUUUAAGAGAAGAAAUAUUCUCCUGAAGACCCUAUAUAAACUAGUUGAUGUUGGUUCAGACCCGCUCAGCCUUAAACUUGCAAAAAUUAUUCUAGCACUUAAAGUAAGUAGAAAGAAUCUUCUUAAUGUCUGCAAACUUAUAUUUAAAAUUAGCAGGAAUGAGAAGAAUGAUUCUCUGAUUCAAAAUGACAGCAUUCUGGAAUCAUUAUUGGAGGUCCUGAGAAGUGAAGACCUGCAAACUAACACCGAAGCUUUUUUAUACUGUGUGGGGGCUAUCAAAUUCCUUUCUGGGAAUCCAGGAUUUCUUAAUGAAAUGAUCAGCAAAGAUGCUGUGGAAAUAUUGAUGAAUUUGAUAAAGCAAAUAAAUGAGAACACCAAGAAAUGUGGUACAUGUUUCCCUAAUUCAGGCCACUUGUUAGUCCAAGUGACUGCUACAUUGAGAAACUUGGUUGAUUCACCACUAGCAAGAAGAAAGUUGCUGAGCAUCAGUGCCCUUCCCCAGCUCUGCACAGUGAUGGGACAGUACUUGGAUGACACUGAUGUCUGCACCAACAUUGCCAGAAUGUUCAGCAAACUUACUUCUUACCAUGACUGCUGUGUUGCCUUGGCCAGCUAUUCCAGAUGUUAUGCCUUAUUUUUGAAUCUGAUAAACAAAUACCAGAAGAAGCAGGAUUUAGUCGUUCGUAUUGUUUUUAUUCUUGGCAACCUCACAGCAAAAAACAACCAGGCUCGUGAACAGUUUUUCAAGGAGAAAGGGAGCAUCCCGACUCUGUUGGCAUUAUUCCGCACAUUCUACAAACUGGAUCUGCAUCCCGAGAGGCGAGAGGGGGAAGGAGGGGAGCAGCCCAAGGCACCGACGCCGCCGGCCCAGGUGGAGGACGUGCUCAUCAAGCUGACCCGUGUGCUCGCCAACUUGGCCAUCCACCCAGGCGUCGGGCAGGCCAUGGCCGCCAACCCGCAUGUAGUGGGCCUGCUCCUCACCACGCUGGAAUACAAGUCCGUUGAUGAUUGUGAGGAGCUGGUGAUCAAUACUACAGCAACAGUCAACAACUUAUCUUACUACCAAGUGAAGGACUCCGUAAUUCAGGACAAAAGGCUACAUAUUGCUGAAUUGCUCUUAAAGCUUCUCGUGAGUAACAACAUGGAUGGAAUCCUGGAGGCUGUGCGUGUUUUUGGAAAUCUCUCGCAGGACCGUGACGUCUGCGAUUUCAUUGUGCAGAAGAACAUACAUAAGUUCAUGAUUGCAUUGCUGGAUGCUAAGCAUCAGGAUAUUUGCUUUUCUGCCUGUGGUGUUCUCCUAAAUCUCACUGUGGAUAAAGACAAGCGUGCCAUCCUAAAAGAAGGAGGUGGCAUUAAAAAGUUAGUGGACUGUUUAAAAGAUUUUGGUCCUACUGAUUGGCAGCUGGCCUGCUUAGUUUGCAAAACUUUAUGGAACUUCAGUGAAAAUAUCACUAAUGCUUCAUCAUGUUUUGGAGAUGAAGAUACCAACACACUCUUGGUCCUGCUGCCAUCAUUUUUAGAUGAAGAACUAGCACUGGAUGGCAGUUUUGACCAAGACCUAAAAAACUAUCACAAACUCCACUGGGAAACAGAAUUCAAACCUGUGGCACAGCAGCUUCUAAACCGAAUUCAGAGUCAUCACACCUUCCUGGAACCCCUGCCUAUUCCCGCUUUCUGACAUGAUGCAGAUUAACACCAGAGACAGGAGGUCAGGUCUCCUUCAUUCUUAAGAAGUGGUAACAAACAUGAACAUUUUUUUCAGUGUUAACAAAUAUUGAAAGUUUUUCAGGUACUGGUGUUAGUGAGUAGUCAAAGUAUUUUAAAAGAAACAAGCAUUUCUUUUUAUUAGGUAUUAUGGGAAAAUGAAUAUUCAUGUACUUUAUGCUAUAAGAAAUCUAAGAUAAAAAUAUAUGCAUGUUUUUUCCUAAGUAAAUGACUUUUUCUUCUAUUCUUUAUUCAGUAAUUUAGUUCUAGUCUUAAUACCCUGAUUUAACAAUUCUGGAAUUUAAGGGCUUAUCAGUUCUGUAGUUAAACGAACUAUGCAAUGAAGACUAGUAUUAGAGUCUGUAUAUUGAAAGAAUGGUGGUCAGCACUAUUAGGAGGCAUCACUACAUAAGCAUCUGUAGUAAUUCUUUUCUCUAAUAAUAAUUUUCUAGUUAGG